Messenger RNA from Talaromyces rugulosus, 1404 nucleotides. RefSeq lists its product as uncharacterized. Lineage: Eukaryota; Fungi; Ascomycota; Eurotiomycetes; Eurotiales; Trichocomaceae. Gene Ontology annotation, molecular function: transmembrane transporter activity. The transcript is spliced from 5 exons. The record is from RefSeq and is a predicted model, not a curated record. The coding region runs from base 1 to 1404 and encodes 467 amino acids. Gene Ontology annotation, biological process: transmembrane transport. Gene Ontology annotation, cellular component: membrane.
AUGGAGGACGACACCUUGGAAAAGCCAUAUUCAGUCGCCGUCUCGGUCAUUGAAGAUCCGGACCAUGGACUGAGCGAUGAAGAGAAGGCAGCUAUUGACCGCAAACUGCUCUGGAAGCUGGACCUCCGCCUGAUCCCAUGGCUGUCGCUGCUCUAUCUGGCGGCCUUUUUGGACCGGACCAAUGUUGGAAACGCUAAAAUCGAAGGCCUGCAGGAGGCCCUGAACAUGAGCAACAACCAGUACAACUCGUCGCUCACCAUCUUCUUUGUCUCGUACUCUAUCUUUGAGCCGCUGACGAACGUGCUGCUCAAGCGCACCACGCCCAAGUUUUUUAUUUCGGCUAUUAUCAUCGUAUGGGGAAUUUGCAUGACAACAAUGGGCCUCGUCCAUAACUUUUCCGGACUCAUGGCCGCGCGUUGGUUCCUUGGUCUCGCCGAGGCCGGUCUUUUCCCCGGCAUUAGCUAUUAUCUAUCCUGUUGGUACAAGCGCUCCGAGUUUGGCGUGCGCAUGGCCAUUUUCUUCUCGGCUGCCGCGCUCGCCGGAUCCUUUGGUGGACUGCUCGCCGCCGCCAUCUCCAAAAUGGACCAGGUAGGGGGUAAAGCUGGCUGGUCGUGGAUUUUCAUUCUCGAGGGGCUGGCGACUAUUGUCCUGGGUGUCUUGUCUUUCUGGCUUGUUGUCGACUUCCCCGACAAGGCAACUUUUUUGUCCGAGAUAGACCGCAAGCGUUUGCAUCGCCGGCUGGCUCUGGACCAGCAAGCCAGCGCCCAACACGAGGAGUAUAAGACGUCGUAUCUCUGGGCGAGCUUGAGGGACUGGAAGACCUAUCUCGGCGCGAUUGGCUACUCAUCAACCCACGCACAGUUACUUACAGUCCCGCCCUACGCCGUGGCCGCAGUGCUGACCGUCGCCAUCGGCUACAUUGCCGAUCGUACGCGCGCGAGGGGUCUCUGCAAUAUCAUAAUGUCCAUAAUCGGCGUCGUUGGGUUUGCCAUGCUGAUUGGUGCCAAAACUCCAGGCGUGCGCUAUGCCGGCACGUUCCUGGGUGCCAUGGGUAUAUACCCGUGCAUUGCCAAUACGAUUUCGUGGACGAGCAACAAUGUCGAAGGUGUCUACAAACGCGGUGUCACGCUGGGCAUCGUGAUUGGAUGGGGUAACCUCAAUGGCAUCGUUUCGUCCAACAUCUACCGCACCAAGGACGGGCCCAGCUUCUUUCCGGGCCACGGCACUGUGCUAGCGUAUCUGGCGGUUUUCCUUUUAGGUGGCUCGGUCCUGCAGACGGUGCUGCUCCGGAUCGAGAAUAAGAAGCGCCGGAAUGGAGAGCGCGAUGACCGUGUGGAGGGACUGAGUGCGCAGGAGAUUACUGAACUGGGAGACCAGCGGCCGGAUUUUACGUACACGACGUAG